Molecule: messenger RNA, 351 nt
Organism: Nerophis lumbriciformis (worm pipefish)
Lineage: Eukaryota; Metazoa; Chordata; Actinopteri; Syngnathiformes; Syngnathidae
Source: RefSeq, a predicted model, not a curated record
AUGUCGUCAGAGAACCUGGACUCAGACACUCAGCUGGAAUACGAGGACGAAAAACAGGACUCCCAGGAGAAGAACGCCAACCUCGUGAAGGCCGAGGAGGCCAAGCUGCAGGCCAAGUACCCCGGUCUCGGCCAACGACCCGGCGGCUCCGACUUCCUUAUGAAGCGGCUACAAAAAGGGCAAAAAUACUUUGACUCGGGCGACUACAACAUGGCCAAAGCCAAGAUGAAGAACAAGCAGCUUCCCGUGGCGGGGCCCGACAAAAACCUGGUGACCGGCGACCACAUCCCCACACCGCAAGACCUGCCGCAGAGGAAGUCGUCCUUGGUGACCAGCAAGCUCGCCGGCUAG